AUGGCCGUCGACGGUAGUAGACCGGACGGCGGUUGGGAGACGGUCAAGAUAAGGGACGGUAGGAGUUCUCCACCGCGGUGGGACGUGUUUCCGUGGGGUGGAGGUAGUGUCGGUAAUCAGAAAGGGGCGCUGACUUCGGUUUAUUUCUCGAAAUUUCCAGAUUCUUACUCUGCGAAGUCUUUUUUCGAGCUCUUUGCGUGUAUUGGGAAGGUGGCGGAGGUGGCCAUUUCUCCAAGGAAGAAUCGUUUCGGCAUAAAAUUUGGUUUCGCUGGGUUCGAAGGGGUGGAGGAUGGAAGGUUGCUUGCGGUUCGUUGUGACAACGUGAUGAUUUUGGGGGUCAAAAUUCACGCCAAUCUCCCCAGAUUUGAAUGCCCUCGGUUCGAUUCGGGGAAGGGUGGAGGGUUCCAGGUAUCUCAUGAAGGGGGGGUUCCUCAGAAGAAGACUGAAACGAAGGGUGCAGGGGUUUUUGCAAGGAGUGAUAGAAGGGAUGGUAGAUCCUACGCUAAGGUGGUGCACGAGGGUGAGGGGAGUAACUAUCAGGUUUGCGCAGAGUCCCGACCAAAGCUUCGUUAUUCCUCUAAAGCUGAAGACAGAAACAGAUUGGAGAAAGCAUAUGUGGGUGUUGUGUCUAUUCCCGGUUCGACCUACAACAUUCAGUCUCAUUUUGAAAUGGAGGGGUUUUUUCAGGUUAAGGUGACCCCUAUGGGGGGAAAUUUGUGUCUAUUGGAAGAGUCGGAGGAGGGUAUUAUUAAGGAUCUCAUUGGCGACGGUGAAACAUGGUGGAAGCAGUGGUUUCAAGUAAUAAGGAGGUGGAAUGAGUUAGACAUUGAUGAUGGUAGAGUCAGUUGGAUUAGCGUGUACGGUGUGCCUAUUCACGCGUGGAACGCAGAGUUUUUCACGGCUGUAGCUAACUCUUUGGGGACGUUCAUUUGUCUUGACGAAUCUACGGCAGAAGGAUCUAAUUUUGAUACGGCAAGGAUGAUGGUGAGAGUUAAACUGAAUCAUGAGUUAGCAUCAAGGAUGGAGGUUCGUAUCGACGAGAAGAUUUUUGUACCGACAAAGAAGGAGGAUGCUGUGGGAUCGAUGCACAACGUAACAGGAAGCGAUUGCAACGAUGAUAUUUUGUUAUCUAAUCCUGUUAGUCUGGCCGGUCUGAAUUCUGUUACUGUUUUAGAUCCUUAUUCUGUUCUGCCCAAGAAUGCUGCGGGUGCGAUUUCGAAUCAUAGGUCCGUUUCAGGGGAGAUUCCAGGGGUACGAAGGAAGGAGGGAGUCAUAGUUUUGGAGGGUGGGACAGUUUCCAUUGGCUGCAACGUUGGUGAAUUGUAG
This is a messenger RNA of Vicia villosa (hairy vetch), 1326 nucleotides long. RefSeq lists its product as uncharacterized. NCBI's taxonomy places the organism in Eukaryota, Viridiplantae, Streptophyta, Magnoliopsida, Fabales, Fabaceae. Bases 1 to 1326 code for a protein of 441 amino acids. Gene Ontology annotation, molecular function: nucleic acid binding. The record is from RefSeq and is a predicted model, not a curated record. The transcript is spliced from 2 exons.